UAUAUAUAUAUCCAGUGGAUCUGGCUUUGAGUAUUGGCUUGUCGCUCGAUUAUUUAGUGGAAGCACCAAGUCUCUCGGGAUAGGAUUGAUCAGCAUUAUUUGCUUCUCUGUUGUUGUUGAAGUGAUGGACGUGUUGUCAGCCUUGUUUUCUUCUUAAUUUCCUGCUGCACUAAAUCCAUUUUUUAUGCCCUUUGCAUCAAUUUGCUUUCUGGCAGUUGUAGAGAUCAUCAAAAGAAUGGACAUGUUGCUUUCGACUUCAAAAGAGCCCCCAAUGAAACGCAGAGCUGGUUUGUUUAUAGUUCAGGCUGGACGAGGAUCAUAUCGAGGAAGUUAGUCAGUUAGUUGGUGGUAAAUUCGGUUGCUAUUAUCUGAAAUUUUUCGGAGCUUUUGAUUUCUUUAGAAUAAAAGAAGAAUGGGGGCUGCUUCCUUGAGGCAUUUCUUGGAAAGUCUUUGCUUCAAGUCUCCAUGGAAUUACGCAGUGUUCUGGAAACUUCAGCACCAGUGCCCUACGAUUUUGACAUGGGAAGAUGGAUAUCUGGACAUUCCGUGUGCUAAAGAACCUUAUAGAAGUCUAAUUGACACUCAUUACAGCAGAAACUUGAAUGAGUUAUCCCCAAACUGUGGAUCAAGAUCACAUAAUGGAUAUUUGGGUGAACAUCCAAUUGGUUUAGCCAUUGCUGAGAUGUCAAGUGCUUAUCACAUUGCAGGAAAAGGGGUGGUCGGUGAAGUGGCAUCUUUGGGCAUCACACGCUGGAUUUCUUCCGACAGCCUAGCACCUGCAGAGCUCAGCUUUGGUUCUGUUGCUGAGUGUCCAGAUGAGUGGAUGCUUCAGUUUGUCGCUGGCAUUAAGACUAUAUUGCUGGUACCUUGUAUUCCUUACGGUGUUCUGCAGCUAGGAUCAAUGGAAACGGUAGCUGAAAAUGCGGAGAUGGUUAGCAAUCUAGCUGAAGAAUUUGAUGCCCAUUUCAAAUUUGCGGAGAACUUUUUACCUGGUGGAGAAAGCUGUGAAUUUCUUCUACAGUCUACUCUCUCGGAGAGUUUGAAUAUACCAUCCGCAGCUACCACAAAUAAGGUGAAUGAAGAUGAUGUAGCUGCUGAUAUACCAAUUCUGAAAGAUCACAAAUUAUCAGCUGCAUUUCCGAUGACUUCAUUAAUUGAGGUUCAACAUCCCUUUCAAUUAUCUGGACAACACAUGCAAAAUGUCCUCGAGAAUGAAAAUGAAAGCAAAAUUGGCAAGUUUGUUGAACACGUGCCAAAUUUCCUUGAAAAUGCGAAUGAAAGCGAUAUUGGAGUGCAACAUGUAGACAUGAUUAAUCUAGUGAAGCAACUCGCUCAUGAAUAUUCUGAUGAUAACAGAUCAGGGAUCACAGAAAGCAGCUUUGGUAGAUCUUCUUGCCGUGCAAAAGAUGUAGACGCCUUUUCUUACUCUAGCUGUAAUGCUGGUGGAGUCAAUUUAUCCAAUGAGGUAGAUUUUUACUUUGAUGGAGACAUGCUAGAUCCUCAAUCCCUUGGAAUGGAUUGCAGUAACACUAAUCUCGGAAGUACAAUUCAAAACAACUUGUCUGGCUUUAGCACAAAUACUGCUAGAAAAUCCAUCUAUACUGCAGAUCCUAUGUUUAAUACUGAGCCAUCGUUUGGGGAAUCUAAUGAGUGGCAUCUGAAAGAAGAUAAUGCGGAGAAUCUUCUGGAAGCCGUUGUUGCCAGCGCUUACUGUUUUUCUGAUGAUUAUUCACUCUACAAAAUGGCUGGUCUGGAGUCCUUAAAUCUGCCAGCAGGAAAACCUGUCCCUUUAUGCAAAAGGCAGAAUCAAUCUACAGAAAAUACUUCGGUUGAAAACGACGCAGUUACACGGAGCACUCUUACAUCGGCUUCUGCUGGGGCAGACAAAUAUGCUUCUUCAUUUGAUUGUGCUGUCAGUGCAUUUAAUGAGGGGCAGCAUCAGACAAAAGUCUUUAGCUCUCUGAGUUGUCAUAAGGAGUCAAAGAUAUCUAAUACCAACAAGAAAAGGAGACGCUCUGGUGAUAAUCAUAAGUCCAGACCACGGGAUAGGCAAUUAAUUCAGGACCGGCUUAAAGAGUUGCGGCAACUUGUCCCUAGUGGUGCCAAAUGUAGCAUUGAUGGUUUACUAGAUAAAACCAUAAAGCACAUGUUGUUUCUGCGAAGUGUUACUGAUCAGGCUGAUAAACUAAGGUACCAGGCUCAGACAGAGCAGACAGCCCCUGACAAGAGCCUUCAGUCACCUGGAGUAAAAACUAAUAACCAACAAGGCACCAGUUGGGCUGUAGAACUGGGAAGUGCUGACCAGAUAUGCCCUAUAAUUGUCAAAGAUUUGAAGUACCCUGGACACAUGCUUAUAGAGAUGAUGUGUGACGACCAUGGACGUUUCUUAGAAAUUUCUGAUGUUAUUCACCGCUUGGAGCUGACGAUUUUGAAGGGUGUUAUGGAAAAGCGUUCCGAGACUACCUGGGCUCACUUCAUUGUUGAGGCUUCAGGAAGCUUCCAUAGACUGGAUAUCUUCUGGCCGCUGAUGCAGCUCGUACAGCAGGUGCCAACUUCUGUUUCACGCAACAUGUAGUUGGGUUAUUGAAUUAUGUGGAGAUUUGACGAUUGGAGAGCUCUGUAAUGAACCUGGAUUUAUUUUUUCUAGUUUGUAUUUACCAAAUCGAAUCUGUAAUAGUUCAACCUUGAACGUGUGAUAUUAGUAUGUAACCAUGUGAAUUUGUUAAAGCUUGAAUUCGCUGAGUUUGACAA
Molecule: messenger RNA, 2751 nt
Organism: Lycium ferocissimum
Lineage: Eukaryota; Viridiplantae; Streptophyta; Magnoliopsida; Solanales; Solanaceae
Product: transcription factor bHLH155-like
Exons: 10
Coding region: 413-2575 (720 amino acids)
Biological process (GO): regulation of DNA-templated transcription
Molecular function (GO): DNA-binding transcription factor activity; protein dimerization activity
Source: RefSeq, a predicted model, not a curated record